UUACACCAUUUGGAGUAUCACAAAAGUAGAAACUAACUAAUUUUAGCAUUAUGGAAAUCAUUAUCCUCUCUAAGGAAAUAGUGAAACCAUCCAAACCAACACCUCCAAACCUAACAAAACACAAACAAUCCCUUUUUGAUCAACUAGCAUGUGAAAUAUGCAUCACACCUAUCUUCUUCUACAAAAACAACAACCCGCUUUCAGAAAUAAAUAAUGCAGAUAUUACUGGCAGUCGUCUCAAGAAUUGCCUCUCGGAAACCCUAACACUGUUCCAUCCGCUUGCUGGCGAGCUCAGUUCAGAAGAUUCAGCUUUUGUGGAUUGUAAUGAUAAGGGAGUUCUUUACGUGGAGGCUCGCGUAAAGGGUGUUAGUCUAGAUGAGUUUCUUAGAAACCUUGAUCUAUCACAACUCAUUAACUUCCUUCCGCAAAAUGGUAGCAUGGGUAGCAAGAUGAACAUAUAUGUUCAAACUCUUGAAACCCUAGUUUCUAUACAAGUUACUAGGUUUGAUUGUGGUGGGGUUGCAAUUGGUGGAGUCUUGUUUCAUAAACUCUUAGAUGGAGCUACCAUGAACAAGUUUUUCAACACAUGGGCUAAGAUUGCACGUGGCGAUGAUGAUGAUGGGAUUGAAAAGAUCGCGAGUACUCUUGAUUUCACAUCAUCAUCGCGACUGUUCCCACCUCAAACUCAUCUUCCUCAGGAGUUUGUGGAGAUGAAAAAAGAGAUAUUUUUCUACGAGGGAAAGUCCCUCGUUAGAAGAUUCGUGUUCAAUGCCAAAGCAAUUGAAGACAUUAAGAUGAAAGUGUCUAGUGAAAGUGUACCUCAUCCAACUCGAGUCGAGGCACUAACAACUUUCAUAUGGAAGCACAUGAUCUUAGCAACAAGAAGAGCAAAGGGACAUAGCUCAAGGCCAUUCAUGGUGUCACAUCUUGUGAACUUGAGAUCAAGGAUUGACCCAAAAUUGCCUAAUGCUUUUGGGAAUUUGGUGUUUGUAGCAAAUAGUGAAGUCCUACAAAUGAGUGAUGAUGAAGUGGAAUUGCCUCACUUGUUGGGAAUAGUGAGAGAGAUGUUUGAGAAUAUGAAUAGUGAAAACUUGAAGGCAUUGGAAGGUGAUGAUGCUUUUGAUUGUAUUGUGGAUAUGAUAACACAAGUUGGGAGCUUGAUGUCACAAUUAGAUACUUAUAAGUUCUCAAGUUGGUGUAAUUUUAGACUUUAUGAUGUUGAUUUUGGAUGGGGAAAACCUAAUUUUGUUGCUCCAUUUAUUGACACUAUUAGCUCAUUGAAUAAGCAACAAAUUAUUCUUGUGGAAAAUGGAAAGAAUGAUGGAAUUGAGGCUUGGAUACUUAGAAGCAAUGAUGAAAUGGUUGAGUUGGAGAACGAUGAGGAAUUCCUAGCAUUUUCAAUAUAUUUCCAACCAAUUUCAUACAUCAGAAACGUCCGUCAAACAUUUUGUUUUUAAUAGUGUGUUAGCAUUAAAGGUCUUUUGGUUUACGAACUAGUUAUGCUGAGGUUAUUUAUACUGUCAAUAAUAAUGUAGGGGUGUAAUGUGUAGGGAGGUCUUACUUUAGUGGUCGUAUUCACUAUAUAUAUUUUUAUUUCUAAUUCUGUUUUGAAUAAAAUUAUAUAUAAAGAUUCGCGCAUAACUUAUAUUAGUAUUAGUUACAUAUUGACAUUAGUUAGUAAGCAAUCGAGUGUUGUUCUAUUACUUCAAUAAUAGCUACAUGUUAUUCAGGACCCUUAACACAAAUAGACGCAUCAGAAGUUUGUAACACUCCUACGCAUUUUACAACGUAUAAUAAACCAUACUAAAUAUAUCGAUAGUGUAAAAAUGAAAUAAUGCGCUUCAUUUAUUAUUUAAUAAUCCUACAAGCACUUUGAAGGAUUGCAAUAUUUAACAUCAAAAUUUGUAGAACAUACACUUUUUCGCCCGGGGAAG
Molecule: messenger RNA, 1934 nt
Organism: Capsicum annuum
Lineage: Eukaryota; Viridiplantae; Streptophyta; Magnoliopsida; Solanales; Solanaceae
Product: stemmadenine O-acetyltransferase-like
Source: RefSeq, a predicted model, not a curated record